Messenger RNA from Mytilus californianus (California mussel), 1586 nucleotides. Its product is annotated as protein amnionless-like. Gene Ontology annotation, biological process: intracellular protein localization; receptor-mediated endocytosis. The transcript is spliced from 11 exons. Lineage: Eukaryota; Metazoa; Mollusca; Bivalvia; Mytilida; Mytilidae. Gene Ontology annotation, cellular component: endocytic vesicle; apical plasma membrane. The record is from RefSeq and is a predicted model, not a curated record. Bases 126 to 1523 code for a protein of 465 amino acids.
CAGAAGGGAAUUACAAACGCUGGAUUCCAAAUACUAAUUUUGAUUAUGCGUACAAUUGGGAUUCCGGGAAACCCCCUUGUGGCGACACCAUAGCUGUGUUUAGUGAUGACAGUCCAUCUGUGUACAUGCAGAUGAACACAACUCUAAAAGAACUGAGAUUACCAUCGACUGACAUAACUCUCAUACUGGACAACGACUUCGUUCUUGGAUUUACAGAUGUCCCUGACAACAACCCAAGCUGUCUCAGUAACGGACAAGAGGUCCAUUUUAACAAGACUUAUCCAUCUGACUGGUUUGAUCCCAAGAACUGGUGUACAUCUACUACAGAGACAGGAAACUGUACGGAUAUGGUCCUGGAAUCGGAAAUGGUUCCUUGCUCGUAUGAUAAUGUGAUCUUCCCAAAAGACAGUUCUUUUUUUGUAAACGUAGAAGCUGAGAUGGAGAUAGUGGUUAACACUCUGAAAAUAUCUGGAAAGGCUUUAAGUACAAACACUUUCUCUUCGUUCAUAAAGACUGAUAUGGGUUCACGGAUGUUUCCAAAGCCCCACACUGGAGAAAGAUCAAAGAUCAAAAUUUCAAGACGACCGUGUAAUAACCCACUAGGGUGUACUUGUGGAAACGACAUACCUGAGAUUUUACAAAGAAUAUGCAGUAUACAGAAACCUUAUUGUGCAAAGCAAGCCUGUAAACAUCCAAUUAUCCUUACAGGUGGAUGCUGUGAAAUAUGUGGCGCUAAACUGACGGCUGAAUAUGGUACUGGUUUCAAGUUUGACACGUUAAGAAACGGUCUACAGAGGAAUCAACUCGAUGGAAAGGAGGACUUUAAAGAUGUAAAAUUUGUCAUUUCACGGACAUCGAAUGAUAAAAUACAAAUAUCUCUGACAGACAAGCAUGGUGGUCUACAGAGUAUACAUGUUGCAACACUGAUGAAGGCAGAUAUUGAUCAAGAUAUUUUGUCCGGUGGAUUUAAGUACAGUCUUCGCAAAAUAGCAAUUGAGCAAUCAGGACCCGCAAUUCAUACUCCUAGUGCAGGUGCACGAACAGGUGGCAGCGGAGGAAAUGGAGGAGAAACUGCUGGUAUAGUGAUUGGUAUAUUGGCUUUUAUUGGUAUUGUAUUUGCCGGGCUUUUCUUUCUGCACAGAAGGAGAAGUAUUCCAGAAAUUUCUAGAUUCAAAGUAUUUGACAGAAUUUCUUUCCGACGACCGAAAGUAAAGAGACCACACGUUGAGGUACCCCCAUUCUUACGAUUUUCGUUUAGAUCUGAGCAAGUGGAAAAUGUCGGACCAUCUCAUCAAGGCUUUGAAAAUCCAAUAUUCGGAAAUUCUCCUCUCGGCGGAGAUAAGCCAAUGGAUUUGGAACUGAUGCCACCUCCAUUGGAAAGUGAAGAGCAACCUACAUUUGACACAUCCGGGUUUGAUAAUCCUCUUUACGAUACAUACGUUCAGGAAUCACUAUUCAGCGAUGCUGCGACUGUUGAAAUCGAAGAAACAAGCAAAGAAAAAUCGGGAUUACCGGAAGACUAAAAAUAUAUUGAACACUCAUAACUGUCCUUUAUAUCUUAAAGAGACAAUAAAUGAAAUUCUUGA